Messenger RNA from Musa acuminata AAA Group (dessert banana), 4864 nucleotides. RefSeq names its product LRR receptor-like serine/threonine-protein kinase RPK2. The transcript has 5 exons. Gene Ontology annotation, biological process: protein phosphorylation. NCBI's taxonomy places the organism in Eukaryota, Viridiplantae, Streptophyta, Magnoliopsida, Zingiberales, Musaceae. The record is from RefSeq and is a predicted model, not a curated record. The coding region runs from base 284 to 3643 and encodes 1119 amino acids. Gene Ontology annotation, molecular function: ATP binding; protein binding; protein kinase activity.
UAACGAAGAAGCUUAUUAUUAUAUUGAAAACUCGACAGGGAGGGAGGAGAAAGAAAAGAAACUGUGAGAAAAAAAAAGGGGAAAAAUCUCGUCUUUCUUCUUCUACUUCUCUCCUUCUGCUUCUUCCUUCAAAGAAACCCAAGAUUUCUUCGAUUUAAUUUGGUUCUUCCGAGCUUUCCUCCUCCUCUCCCAUGUAAGGCUAGAGUUGGAGUUCUGUGAGACUACGACGACCUUCUUGUCUCCCUGCGAUUUCUGGCGACGUAUCCUUGGCUGCCCAACGCAGAUGAAGUCCCGCCGGAUAACCCUCGCCUCAUCCUCCUUGUCCUACCUAGUCCUCCUCUUGGUCUCGAUCUCCGCCUCCGGUGGCGGCGGGGAUCUGGACGCUCGCCAGGCGGAGAGAUCCGCCCUUCUCCAGUUCAAGAGCUCCGUCCUGGCAGACCCCGCUGGUCUCCUCCACGGAUGGGGCUCCUCCGCGGACCACUGCUCCUGGCCCGGCGUUUCCUGCGACGGCCGAUUCCGAGUCGUCUCCCUUAACAUCUCCGCGAAAGGUGGCUCUUCCCCGCUCCCUUGCUCCCGAUCCGGUCCUUAUCGGCUGAGUUGCGGCGAUCCCGGCCGGAGGAUGGCCGGAAGGCUGAGCGCAGCCGUCGGGAGCCUAUCCGAGCUCAGGGUGUUCUCCUUGCCCUUCCAUGGUUUUGAUGGCGAGAUCCCUGACGAGAUCUGGGGUUUGGAGAAGCUGGAAGUGAUUGAUCUCGAAGGAAACUCGCUCUCGGGUGGCCUGCCCUCGCGUUUCCCUCGCCGGUUGCGUGAGCUAAGUCUGGCUUCCAAUUUGAUCAAAGGUGAGAUUCCUCCCUCCCUCUCGAGAUGUGUAGAUUUAGAAACCCUAGACCUCUCAGGCAACCAGAUCAACGGAACGAUUCCAGGAUUUCUUGGUGGUUUCUCCAAACUUGAAGAACUGUAUCUCGCUUUUAAUCGGCUUGAUGGGUCAAUUCCUGAUGAGAUUGGAGAUGGGUGCCGAAAUCUCCAAAUCUUGGACUUGUCUGGAAAUUCCUUGUUUGGAAGCAUUCCGUCCAAUUUAGGCAACUGCACCGAGUUGCGAGUCCUAUUGCUAUUCUCCAACCUUUUGGAUGGUCUCAUUCCUUCUGAUCUUGGUCGAUUGAAUAAGCUUCAAGUUUUGGAUGUCUCGAGGAACAGUUUGAGUGGAUUCGUACCUGAGGACCUAGGGAACUGCCUAGAAUUGACUGUCAUUGUUCUUCUUAAUCUUUAUGAUCCAAUUCCGGAGGAGGUAGCUUCGACUUCUGUUGAUAUAGAUGAAUUCAAUUGUUUCCAAGGGAGACUUGCUGAAAACAUCACUGUUCUGCCAAAGCUUAGGGUGCUUUGGGCCCCAAGGGCAAAAUUUCAAGGCAAGAUUCCUAGCAAUUGGGGUACCUGUGAGAACUUGGAAAUGGUUAAUUUGGGCCAGAAUCUUUUUAUAGGACCAAUACCUAAAGCUUAUGGUCAGUGCAGAAAUCUUAGAUUUCUUGAUCUGAGCUCAAACAGUUUGACAGGUUGGCUUGAGGAGGAUCUUCCUGUGCCAUGUAUGGAUUUCUUUAAUGUCAGUGGAAAUCAGUUGUCUGCCUCCAUCCCAAGGUUUGCUUACAAGGAAUGCUUCUUAUAUCAGUUCCCUAGAGAUGACCUAUCCUCAGCUUAUUUUUCAUUUUUUGCGUAUAAGAGCCGCACAGGACUUGACUUGCCCAUAUUUGAAUCUGGUGGUGAAUCUGCUAUAUAUCAUAAUUUUGGAAAGAACAAUUUUACGGGUAGUCUACUUUCUUUACCAUUGGCCACUAAUGGGUAUGCUAACCAGACUGUUUAUGCAUUUUUGGCUAAUGACAACCACCUUUUUGGGUCGCUGAAUGGCAUUAUUGUAGAAAAGUGCAACAAAGUGAAUCAUUUGAUAAUCGACUUAAGCAACAACAUGGUGCGUGGUGGGUUUACACAAGAAAUAGGUACAACAUGCAAGUCUCUUGUGGUUCUGGAUGUUGCCAAUAAUCAGAUAUCGGGAACAAUCCCUGCAACUAUUGGGUUAUUGUGGAAUCUUGUUAGCCUGGAUCUAAGUAGGAAUCAGAUGCAGGGUGAGAUUCCUGCCACCAUUAAACAAUUAAAAAGCUUGACUUAUCUGUCGUUAUCUGAUAACAAUUUGAGUGGCCGCAUUCCUUCUGGCAUUGAUCAGUUGCAAUCACUGAAGGUUUUGGAUCUCUCAUCAAAUUCCCUUACAGGUGAUAUUCCUAGUGACCUUGUGAAGAUGUCAAAUCUUACUACUCUGUUACUCAACAACAAUAAACUUUUUGGGAAUAUCCCUUCUGCUUUUGCUAAUGUGACAUCGCUUACUAAGUUCAAUGUUUCAUAUAAUAAUUUAUCUGGACCAUUGCCUUUAAAUGCCAGUACACUGAGAUGUGAUAGUGUCCUCGGCAACCCUUUACUCCAAUCUUGUCAUAUAUACUCUCUCUCUGUUCCGUCAUCUGAUUUGCAAGGAAGCAGCCAGAACUCACAAUCAUAUUCUGAGUCACCACCAAACGGCUCACCAAAUGAUAGCAGUGGUGGUGGAUUUAGUUCUAUCGAAAUUGCUUCAAUCGCAUCAGCAUCAGCUAUAGUCUCAGUCCUCCUAGCUCUGAUAGUCCUCUAUAUUUACACAAGGAAGUGUGCACCUAGGUCCACCACUCGGUCUUCUGGAAGAAAAGAAGUGACUGUUUUUGUCGAUAUUGGGGUUCCUUUGAAUUAUGAGAGUGUUGUGCGAGCCACUGGGGGUUUCAAUGCAAGCAAUUGCAUUGGAAGUGGAGGUUUUGGGGCCACAUACAAGGCUGAGAUUUCACCAGGGGUCUUGGUGGCUAUAAAGAGGCUUGCAGUAGGGAGAUUUCAAGGUGCUCAACAGUUCCAUGCAGAGAUCAAAACACUUGGAAGAUGGCGGCAUCCUAAUCUUGUGACACUAAUAGGUUAUCACAUUAGUGACACUGAGAUGUUUUUGAUAUAUAAUUAUCUCCCUGGAGGUAAUUUGGAGAGAUUUAUACAAGAAAGGUCAAGAAGGCCUGUGGAUUGGAGGAUGCUUCACAAGAUUGCUUUAGACGUGGCGUGUGCACUUGCUUAUCUGCAUGACACAUGUGUGCCUCGUAUCCUCCACCGGGAUGUUAAACCUAGCAAUAUAUUGCUGGAUAAUGAAUUCAAUGCUUAUCUCUCUGACUUUGGACUGGCUAGGCUUCUAGGAAAUUCUGAGACCCAUGCAACCACUGGUGUCGCUGGAACAUUUGGUUAUGUUGCUCCUGAGUAUGCCAUGACGUGUCGUGUUUCUGAUAAAGCAGAUGUAUAUAGCUACGGUGUGGUACUGCUGGAAUUAAUUUCAGAUAAAAAAGCACUAGAUCCUUCCUUCUCUCCAUAUGGUAAUGGUUUCAACAUAGUUACUUGGGCAUGCAUGCUGCUGCAAAAAGGCCGGGCUCGUGAGUUUUUCACCGAGGGGCUUUGGGAUGUGGCUCCCCAUGAUGAUUUGGUAGAGACCCUACACUUGGGUGUCAAGUGUACUGUUGACUCACUAUCUAUUAGACCCACUAUGAAGCAAGUUGUUCAACGUUUGAAGGAAAUCCAACCUCCACAUUUUGGGCACAAUCAACAUACUUAGAGAGUCUCUACUUCAAAGAUGGGUCCUGCAUAAUAUGGGAGGGUAAUGGUGAUAUGAGACAUUCUCCACACUGAAGUAAUUGAGCUGUUUUAAGGUUGCAACACCAAGGAGUUUUGUCCAAGUCCCAAUUUGAUACUAUACCUCUGGACAGCAGAUGUGCAUCAUGUAAAAUCUAUUAGCGACCACUGAAUAGACUAUGAUCUGAAAUGGUCAAUGACUAUGGGUGACUACUUCAGGUUGUGACCUGAUAGCAUACCCCUGGACAACAGGUGUGCAUUGUAACAAAGCUAUUGGUCCCAGCUGGAUACCUGCAGUGAUUGGUUAGUAUGGCAACCACGUACACCAACCAUGAUGAUUUUGAUUCCAACAAUCAUCUAAUUCGACAAAUGAAGCAUAUUUAAAAAGAUGAUCUGAGAGUUCUUUGAAGGGACAAAUGUGGCCAUUUUCUUGCGUGUAGCAGCGUACAUAUCCUUUGUCAUGCUUUUACAGGUCAAUUUCCCUGAUAUCAGGUUUUGGUUCCUGUACUGAGAGAAGUUUUCUCUGUCGAAGAUGAAUGAGGAACUUCUCUAGGACCAUAGCCACAGUAUUUAAGUGGCUUGUAUCUUGGAAUGCACAAAGGAGACAAAGCCUAUUAUGCUUUUCCACAAAUCCAGUCAGGUCAGCAAGCUUUAUGUUGCUUAUGGAAGUCUUGGCUUAUUGCAGAUGGAUUCUGGAUUUAUCGUGCAAGUGGUUGUGCGGCAUGUCAAUCUCCGUAUCAGGUUUUGGCACAGAAGGCUACCUAGGUUGGUCUAAUGCUGCAGCAUCUGUAAAUAAUGAAACCAUGAUCUCAUUGAAAGACCAAAAGAAUCUUAAUGUAAGAAAAUCUCAUUGUAAGGGUGUAGAUCUUUCCUCCAUUUUGAUCCGGCAAGAAGUGUCAAUUUGAAAGUGCAAGUAUAGCUGCAUUUUUUAUCAUUAAGCUGAUGGUAUUAUAUUGCAACCAAGGCCUACCACAUCAAAUAUCGGGUUGGCCAAACUGAUACUUACCAUUGUACUCAUAGGUUCUUGACCAGUGUAUCAUUUUUUGGCGAUUUCCAUUGGUACAGAUCAAUAUAUCACCCAGUUUAUAAGAAUCAUAUCGACUAGUGCGAAACCAAGAUUGUAAACCUUGCUAUCAUGCAGGGUUAUAAUUAACUGUAACUUCUGAUAACAAUUAGUUGAUUUGCUUUAAGUUUGAUUACCUUA